Cyclopterus lumpus (lumpfish) is the source of this 1383-nucleotide messenger RNA. RefSeq names its product protein mono-ADP-ribosyltransferase PARP11. Lineage: Eukaryota; Metazoa; Chordata; Actinopteri; Perciformes; Cyclopteridae. The transcript has 7 exons. Gene Ontology annotation, molecular function: NAD+ poly-ADP-ribosyltransferase activity. The coding region runs from base 84 to 1007 and encodes 307 amino acids. The record is from RefSeq and is a predicted model, not a curated record.
UGAGCAAGUAAGAGAGAGGAAGGCCAACUUUACCUAAAUAAACGUAUUUGUUUAGUUUGAUAUAUUGAAUUCACAUCAGGACCAUGGGGGACAGUGAUGCAGUGGAACCCAUGGACACGUCAGAAUGCCCGUGGUUUUGGUAUUACCUGGCAGACUGUGGAAGGUGGCACAGAUUUGAGGAUGACCCUGCUAACUCCCUUAGGAGUGAGGACAUUGAAAGAAAUUUCAGAAGAAACUCAAAACAGAGGUUACACAGAUCUUCAUCCAAUGGUCACAUCAAGAUUGAUUUCUCAGCAAUGUUACGGACUGAUUUCAUCACAGGAGUGCAAGUACGUAUCCAACGGGGCUACAACAUGGAAAGAAGUUGCUGCUGCUUCUCGGCUCCUGCUGUUCACUGGGAAUGGGUUGAUCCCAGUUGUCCAUACCAGUUAAUCCCUCUGAGUGAACUCAGCCCUGAGUAUCAGGCUGUGGCAGGUUAUGUGAAGACAGAUGGGCUGUUGGACAAAUCCAUUGUAUCAAUCAGCAGGAUACAGAAUAUGGAUUUAUGGGACAUGUAUUGUCUGAAAAAGAAGCAGUUAAUGAGAAACCAAGGUGUCAAAAUGAUUCAAGAGAAAAGACUCUUUCAUGGGACCGAAAUCAGAAAUGUUGAAAGCAUUUGCAAGAAUAACUUUGAUUUACGGUUAGCUGGAGAAGGCUUGUAUGGCAGAGGAAUUUAUUUUGCUAAAGAUGCACCAGAUGCGGACAUCUACAGCACAAGCAGCACGGACCCAUUGCCGCUUCACGGCGGAGGAACAAGAGGUUUACAGGGUCAAAACACCAAAGUAAUGUUUUUGGCUCGGGUGAUGAUCGGAAAAUCAAGUGUUGGACGAAGAUAUUUGCAAAAACCUGAUGGUGGAAGUUCUGAAAACUCUCACGACAUCUGUGUGAAUGAUAUCACAGAUCCCAGUAUUUUUGUUAUUUUUGAUCCAAAUCAAAUAUAUCCAGAGUAUUUGAUUCAGUACAAAUGAAGUUAAAAAGAAGAUCUUGAGCAUGUGCAAUAUCAAUUGUCACAUCCCUUUACAAUACGGCAACGUUUAAGGCCACAUUACUAUGCUAUACAAAAUAAACUGAAUUGAACAGAGGAACUUCAUAAAUACAUUUCUUGUCAGAACCAAACUAAAAUCUAAAUCUGUCUCCUUGACCCUGCUUUCUGCCUCCAUUCCUUCUGUCAGUGUCCUACAGUCAGAUUGUCAGGUGUACUGUAGCCUUUGUUAGCAGCAUUACCUCUAAACUAUUAACAAGCACUUUCAAGAGGAGCCAGGAAAUCAAUACGUAACUCAAGCAAGCUAGAAACGUGCUGCACUGCUCUCUAAAGGUGUCAAAUAUCAACACAAGGUGUCAAAU